UAAUGAGAAUUAGCAGAUUCCCGUCCAUGAGGUGUGCAUGAGGAUAAAUAUAAGAAGCAUAGUGCCUUCACUUUACGUCAUUUCUAUACAUCUCUUUUUCUGUAUUUUCUUCUUUCAAUUCCAUCAGAACUAUUUACCUGGAAGAUCAGUUCCCUAAGAUGAAAAACUUCAUGCAAAAAGAGUACUUGCCUUCUUAUAUUCAAGGAAGGUCAAAUCUCUUUGGUGAUCCAAUCAUGUUAGGCGCUCUGGCUCAUCAGACUGCUUGUCAAGAUCAUCCUGGUAGACGUGAUAUGAUCAAAUCAUCAUCAGCAGCAGCAGCAUCACCUGAUAGGCUGUUUUCCUGUACAGAUUCUACUUCUUCCACUACACAGGAUGUUAUCAUCCAUAAACACCACCAUACACGUCCAUUUGCUUCACCAUCAGGUGCCAAAGAAAGCUUCAUUCCUGUAAAUUUUUUGGAUACGUUUCCAAAACUAACCAAAGCUCAAGUUUCUGAUCAACCCUCUUCUCCAUCUUCAUUAUCAGCCAUAUCCAAAUUCCCAAAUUUAACUUUGUUUCUCCAGGAACCUACCAUGUUAGAUCCAUCUACACCAAUUGCUGACUCCCCUACAGACAAAUGUCAAUCCAUGGCAUCGUCAUCAUCAUCGCCAUCAUUCUCUUCAUUUCCCAUAUCCCAAAUCGGCCAAAUUCAGUCCCAUAGGGGCAAUGAUCAAUGGCUCAAAAUCGAUCAAAAUAUGACAAGCUACUCCUCUAAAGGCCUUAUAAAUGACUCAUGGCUCAGCACCACCAAGACUCAGCCCAUGAAGUACACCGCAAGAAGAACGCAAAAUCAGGUACAGAAGAUGAAUAAUAUUUCAUCCGUUUCAUCACAAGUAAAGCUUUUCAGAGGGGUGAGGCAAAGGCACUGGGGGAAAUGGGUUGCUGAGAUAAGGUUACCAAGAAACAGGACAAGAGUUUGGUUAGGGACUUUCGACACGGCGGAACAGGCUGCCAUGGCAUACGACACGGCGGCUUACAUGCUACGUGGGGAAUACGCACAACUGAAUUUCCCAGAUCGAAAGCAUCAGCUGAAGGCCAAUUCUUUGAACGGGGCCACAGCAGCCCUUCUCGAAGCAAAGUUACGGGCGAUAUCACAUUCGCAGGGCGUUUCCGGUCACAAGAACCCCGCCGAGCCGCCGCCAACAUCGCCAAAGAACUGCUUAGCUGAUCAGAAUAGAAAAAGAAAAGACUGGCAGAUUGAGUUGGAGAGCAAAGUCGGAUCAGAGGCGAUUGAGAACAAGAAAAGCCAGGAGGUAUUAUCAGAUGCGGAUGCUGUUCAGUUAAGUAGGAUGCCCUCCUUGGACAUGGACAUGAUCUGGGAUGCUCUUUUAGUCUCAGAGUCAUGACCAUCAGCCCCCCAUGGUUUCUCUUCAUGUGGUAUUUAUGUUUUUACUCAACCAUUUUUCUUUCAGUAGGAAGAGCCAUAGUUUCAUAUUUUCCCGUUACUGGUCAUACUACAGGAUCCAUGCAAUCUUUUGCCAUGAUGAUAUUUGGUUUGAGGAUGUUCUUCAUGCGGGUUUUUCAUUUUUCUUCUGUAAUUUUGUUUCUGGUAGUUUGUUAGUUUCAAGUACUAUUUUGUUCUGUUAAGGGAGAAGUUUUGAACUUCGGACUUCGAUUGAUAUUCCAAAUGAGAAAAGAACGUGGGAGGGGGAUUGAUGAGCCCUUUUACAAGGAUCAAACGUAAAGGUUGAAGAAAAAUGCUACGUGUACUUUUAGUUGCUAAUCUUUAAUUCAAUUGGACAGGUUAAUCUA
Alnus glutinosa is the source of this 1791-nucleotide messenger RNA. Its product is annotated as ethylene-responsive transcription factor ERF062. Gene Ontology annotation, molecular function: DNA binding; DNA-binding transcription factor activity. The coding region runs from base 159 to 1385 and encodes 408 amino acids. NCBI's taxonomy places the organism in Eukaryota, Viridiplantae, Streptophyta, Magnoliopsida, Fagales, Betulaceae. The transcript has a single exon. The record is from RefSeq and is a predicted model, not a curated record. Gene Ontology annotation, biological process: regulation of DNA-templated transcription.